ACUGCCACUGUCUUGAUAGUACACGCGUGUACUGCCACUGUCUUGAUAGUACACGCGUGUACUGCCACUGUCUUGAAAGUACAUGCGUGUACUGCCACUGUCUUGAUAAUACUUGUGGAUUCAAGCACUGUCUUGUGAGUACAUGCGAGUCCAGAGGACUGCGUCUUGUGAGGCGCUCGUUUAGUCCAAACGGGGACAACAACCACUCCACCACGUGGCCACAGGAGCUGCCCUGGAACUGGACCUCUAAGAACGACGACGGUGGCGGUGCCGGCCGCCCGCUGUUCACAAUGUUUUCCCCAAGAGAAGAGAAGUUGGAAAAGAUGUCGCAGGAGGACAUCAUCGCCAGCGCCAAGUCGGUGGUGCACGGUCUGGACGCGCUCAAGAACGAGCACAACGCCAUCCUCAGCACGCUGCUCGAGACGCUCAAGUGCGUGGAGCGUGACGACGAGAAGAGGGUGGUGUCGGACAAGAGCAGCGUGGUGCAGCGCUCCCUCGACAUGAUCGAGCUGGGGCUCAACGAGGCACAGGUCAUGGUGGCCCUGUCGAAUCAUCUGAACACGAUGGAGGCGGAGAAGCAGAAGCUGCGGGCGCAGGUGCGGCGCCUGUGCCAGGAGAACCAGUGGCUGCGCGACGAGCUGGCCGGCACACAGCUCAAGCUGCAGCGCAGCGAGCAGGCCGUGGCGCAGCUCGAGGAGGAGAAGAAGCACCUGGAGUUCAUGAACCAGAUGCGCAAGUACGACGACGAUCAGGCGGGCGACGAGUCCAACAAGGAGGCGCAGGGAGAAGGAGAGAAGGAUUUGUCCAAGGAGCCUCUUGACGACCUCUUCCCGAACGACAGCCAUGAAGGUGGCCACCAGCCUUCGGGCGGCUACGAGAUCCCAGCGCGGCUCAAGACACUCCACAACCUGGUGAUCCAGUACGCGUCGCAGGGCCGCUACGAGGUGGCCGUGCCGCUCUGCAAGCAGGCGCUCGAGGACCUGGAGAAGACGAGCGGCCACGACCACCCGGACGUGGCCACCAUGCUCAACAUCCUGGCCCUCGUCUACAGAGAUCAGAACAAGUACAAGGAGGCGGGAAACUUGCUGAACGAUGCUUUGGCCAUUCGUGAGAAGACCUUGGGGAAAGAUCACCCAGCGGUGGCGGCGACGCUGAACAACCUGGCCGUGCUCUACGGGAAGCGCGGCAAGUACAAGGAGGCCGAGCCGCUCUGCAAGCGCGCGCUCGAGAUCCGGGAGAAGAUCUUAGGCAAAGACCACCCGGACGUGGCAAAGCAGCUGAACAACCUGGCACUGCUCUGCCAGAACCAGAGCAAGUAUGGGGAGGUGGAGCACUACUACCGGCGGGCCCUCGAAAUCUACACCAAGCAGCUGGGCACCGACAACCCCAACGUGGCCAAGACCAAGAAUAACCUGGCCUCCUGCUACCAGAAGCAGGGGAAGUUCCACGAGGCGGAAGCCCUGUACAAGGACAUCUUGACGCGUGCUCACGAAAAGCAGUUUGGAUCGUUUGAUGGUCCCAACAAGCCCAUCUGGGUGCACGCCGAGGAGCGCGAGUACAACGUGAAGGGAAGCCACAUGGAGCUGGGAAACUGGUACAAGGUCAGCAGAGAAGACAGCCCCACAGUGACGAACACGCUGAAGAACCUGGCGGCGCUCUAUCGGAGGCAAGGCCGGGUGGAGGCUGCGCAAACGCUCGAGCAAUACAUAGCGCGCGGCCACCCACAGGACGGCAACUUGGUGCGCGCGCACGACAGCGGGAGCCAGAUGUCGCUGCAUUCGGUUGACUUCGUCAAGUACGAGAGCGGGCCCGAGGGCGCGGACGACGUUAGCAUCCCGGCGCAAUGGACCGGGGACGGGACGGGAGCGAUGUCGCGGAGCAGCUCGUUUGGGAAGUUGCGCGAGACGAUCGUGCGCAGCAGCGAGAAGCUCGUCAUGAAGCUCAAGGGGCAGGUGGAGGAACCUCGCAACCCCGGAAUGAAACGUGCGAGUUCGCUCAUCACUUUAAAUACCAGCAACAAGACUUGGGAGGAGCCGUAUCAAGCUGGCAGAUCGAACCGCCGCCUGAGCGAGUCUCGUCCCCUGAGCUCCAGCCACGUGGAUCUGGGCCCACACAACGAUUCUGGGCCCCGUUAGCUCAGCCCCCGAACGGCAGCUCACAACCUCGUGACGACAAUGUGGGCUCCUGUUCACUUGCUUUACACGGUACGAUCUCACACACAGGAAGCGUUCCCUGCUUACCUUACUGACGGGGAGGGCCCCCUCUCACUCUCCCAUUCUUCGCCCACCCACCCAUCCAUACUCACCCACUCACAGUCACUCACCCACUCAUCACGCUCACCCACUCGCGCGCACACACACACACGCGUGAUUGUUGAGAAAAAUAUAUAUAGCACAAAACCAAAGUGAAGUUUCGUCAUUAUUGCUGUAAAAAUUAAACAAUCGCGCGUUUAGUCAAAAGUAGCGGGUGUCCCAAAAUUUCACUACCAAUGAUUGCACUAAAUGCAAAACAGGUGAAAUUGUUUAGCCUUACUGAGCUGUGUCGUUGAGUUAAGCGCAGCUGCGAUGAGUUUAGGACGAAUGUCAGCUCCCCCCCCCUCCCCCAGCACCCGCUUCUGUGCUACAAUUUGUGUUUUGCACUUAGUUGGGAGUAGAAUGGGUUGGACGCUUAGAAGCAUUAGCGACGAGCAGCUGUGGCACUGCCGCUUUGACCGUCUUGGCGCGACGCUGGGGCCGGUGAACCGGGCAGUCGACCUCUCAGUGCACGGGUGGGGAACCGUUUCCUUCCCCAGGGUAGAAUACAAGUUUCGGAUGUCUUUGGCGGGCAACUGCAUGGGCAGCGCAGCCACUGCUGCCACUGCCAGGGAGUGUCUUGGAGUGACAAGCUGUGACUUUGAGCGCGGCGCUAAAGUUAGAAACGCAGUGGUUGAUGAUGCCAGGUCGAUAGUUCCCCUCCCGCACCCGACUUGCGCAGGCUGAGAUGCUUGCAGCGAUGGAUAAAUAUUUGUUGGCGGGUCGUUUCGAAGUAGUGUAGGCCUCCUGUGUCCGCGGGGCCGUGUGAAAUGUAGUCGGAGGUCGUAUCUGGCGCCUGGGCUCCGGUUCCUCGCUCCUGUCCCGGCCGUGUGGCGCUCAUCUCAGUCGGCCGCCUCGAAGGGUCAACGAGACAAUCGCUGUCAACACAAAUCGGUGCUCUUUUUUUGAAGCCGAGUCGGAUGAUCGGCUGGGACAAUCCCCGGAGCGAUUGUAACCUCCCCUUCCGAUCCUUAGCCGAUGGAGUUUAUUGGCCGAUCGUAGAUUUUUCGACAAUCCGUUUUCAGAAUAGAUUAUCGGUUCCGUUUGUCACGGCAUCGAUAAUUAAUUCAAGUUCAACGUUGGUGACGAUAGGACCGAUUGGCUCGACACGAACGUUCAAACCGCACGGCACUCAUCAGCGGUACCUCCAACGACAGUCGCCACUAAGUGGCAGUGUCGUCGCCACGGUGCUUUGUGCCAGGCUAGGUGCACAUUAAGUCUCUGUGAAGUGUGGGAGGGUUCGCUGUUGGUAGGAAGUCACGGGACAGACCCAGGUCCCAUGGGUUGACUGAGAUACACACGCAGAGGUUUGACUUUUUUUCAGUUGAUAAGACAUUUUAAUAAUUGCGGCAAUCCGCGAAUGAACUGUUUUUUGCAUGCGGUUAUCGAUAGCGCUUCAGUUAUUAAGUGAACACCCUACGUAGCCUAGCCCUCUGCCACGUUGCCACACACCCCGGGCCGUAUAAGUAGCAUACUCACCGUGCAUUCCAAACGAACCUACGGGCAGAUAUCACGGCAAAGUCCGCGUGUGACUGGGUGGAUUAAUUUAUAUCGGAUGACGUUGCCGGGUGGCUUCAAGGGUCAUAGGCACUGAGCCAGCGUCGCUGUGAACCCUGCUUUUGGAUUUGUUUUUCUUGAAACCAGUUUUUCUUGAAACCAGUUUCUCAAGCGUAGUGAGUUGGUGGUCGCGGAACGGUUCACAAUGAAGAUUUAAAAAUGAGUCCACCAUAAAAUUCCAGAUUUUCCCUGAGUAAUCUCCCUGCUCAAACAAACAUUGGGGCGGUUCUCAUCUCUGUCAGCGAUCGCCCGCUCUCCCAAGCUGCCAGUGGAAAUUCCAUAUUCCUUCGUCGGGGGCCAGUCGUUCCAUAGGACAACCGCUGGUGACGUCCGACAAAGCGGUACGAAUUUUAUCGACCCCCUAGAAUUCACGAGGGCCGGAUAAUACUGAUGGCAAACGACUCUACGUCGAAUUUGAUGUCGAAUUGCGAACUCGUGGUUGCUCGUCCGAGCUCUGCUGCCGUAGUGGCACCCCACAGCUUACGGUCGGGGGGGGGGAGGAGGAUUUUAUUUCUCGGUGGAUUGUUCACACGGUGCUCUAUUUGGUGGAGGUUCUGGUGAAUGGCAAAAAAACGAUGAAAUGUUAAAUACCAUUGCAGUCUCGUACGUGUGGUCCGUGACCUAGGGUAGAAAACUUGGCAGUGUCCCCCAAUUUGAGACCAGGAAUCCAUUGUCCUGGCAAGACCCCCAUGUGGCCAUUGAAAGUGAAAUGAAUAAGCGAUGACCUACUCAAUGGUUACAUAUGCGCGUGGACAACCCAUUUGUCAAUCCAAUGCUGGAUGAGGGCCUCCUCACACUUACGUGGGCCAUAGGGGUUUAUUUAACCCUACUUCGCCAAUGCGGGUCAGUGCGAGUUCGUGAAGGUGGGGAGCAUAGAUGGACCGUAGUAUGGUAUGGUGCAUAGUAUACCGUAGUACAGUACAACAAUAGCACUGCCCUCUGUUGACAACUUAUUUCCGCUGCAACCUACAACAUGUUGCACGCGUGGCGGUGGCGGUCGCCCAUCCACACACAAUCCAGGCUCGAUCCUGCCUAGUUUCCUAGGUCUGAUGAGGUCGGAGACAUUGCAGAUUUUAUUUGGUCACAAGCUUUCGAUGGUUCGUCGAAUAUCAAAUUUCUCGUCGAAAUGGUGUCAGGUGAUUGGUCGGCUGGCUCCGAGGUGAGAGCUGUGAGCUGGCUCCGUUUAAGGUCCUGGGUUCUGAAUCCAGGUUUGGGCCACCUGUGAUUGAACCGGGUUCUCAAGUGCUGAAGAGUUGAUGGUGUCAGCUCAAGUAACCAAUGACCGCGCACGCGGAAAAAAAAAUACCGUUCAAAAUUUAAUUUGGUUCCGCACUUUAAAUUUGUCUAAAUUCCAGCUGUUGAGAAUGUUAACCAUCGGUUUGACCGAUCACGCGGCGAGUGGCAGCGGGUGAUAAAAGUGCCGCCUCCCCGCUACUGCGUAGUUCAGAGGUCACUUGAAUGGAUGUCAGAAUUCUCUCUGCGAAGGUUUCGCGCUGCUCUGCGAGAUUUCUGUUUGACGCGACGCCAACAGCCAGAUUCAGAUACAGUUGUGGCUUGGAGACAAAAGAAUCGUGAUGUUUAAACUGUGCUGUUGCUUAUUCGCAAACAACCACAUCUCUGUUUUUCCACCUUGGUAUGGGUUUGACAAUUCAAAUCUCUGGCCUGCACCCAUGUAAUGCGGUGUAGGCCCCUCCUGCACGCGGGGGGGGGGGGGGGUUGGGUUUCUGGCUCAAAGCGGAAUCCGUCUGCUCAUUUGACUCAGAUUAUACGUCCCCUUGUAGCGUUUGGCUGCUGUCGUAACUACACUACUGUCUGAGGAGUUAAUUUAUUUUUGUAAUGCAACUUUAUUUCGAACACACUGGCUUAAAGCACCCGCUCGAUGAGUGCUCAUUUUUGUGUUGUCGCUGCUUGCAGUUUGAAGUGUCUAAAGACUUCUUCAAAAAGCAACUCGUUUCUCUCACGGCGAUUUUAUUAUUUUGAAUGUGAUCUGACCUGCCGAUAUUUGUGAACACCAAACGGUACGCUAAUACUGUAAUAUGAAUGCUGUUGUGGUUUGGAAUCGUAAUUUAGGGGAGGGGGGAAAUGGCUUUACAGCGGAAAGUACACUCUUGAGACGUUACCAAGUUCCUCGUCACUAUCGCCAUCGUGGCCAAACCGUCAGUUCUCCCAUGGUGCCGUGCAUGCGACGUGACACAAUAUCACUGCCCUGCUCUUAUAAUGCACACAGCCGUGAUUUACAACUCAAGUCAAAAUCUUGGCCAUGUUGUUUUCAACAGCUGGGUGGUCUAACACAAGGCUGUGUGCGCGAUACACGCAGUGCAGUGACAUCACGUGACACGCAAGGCAUGAUGGGACUGACUGGUAGUCCUCUGGUCACAAUCGCCCCUUUCGCAUGUAUCCCUUGUUCAUGUCUCUCACCUCUCGCGAAUCUGUACCCGUCUGUUUACGGAUUAAUCAUCUCAUCUCUCGUUCAUCUCUCACCUCAUCUCAUCUGAAUCUACGUCUUGGUGAGCCAUAUCUCUCUGCGGGACAUAGAUCUUGGGGCCACUACCAUGAGCCAUUGCAGGCCACCAUCUGACCUCUGGGGCUUCCAUUUAAAGAAGCAGGUAUUCAGUAGGUUCGUGUGAUGCUCGCAGCCAUGAGAGACCACUCCAUACACCAUAAUGUAACAAUAAAGAACAGAUUCUGAAAUCUAAUUGUCAUCCUGAAUUGCAACAAUUCAUCAAAUUGUUACGGGCAAGGGAGGUGACGGAGAGAAUCAUCAUGCCUCUAACUGGCAGUCCACGAGGGCUGGAUCGCGAAACACGCCAUGUUUCUGGGAGACUCAACUGGGACACAUGGUGGUGAGCUGGCAGCCACUCCUCCUUCAUUAACCACGCCCACUCAACCACUACCCUCCUCCCACUCAACCACUAUCCUCCCCUCCCACUCAACCACUACCCUCCUCCCACUCAACCACUAUCCCCCUCCCACUCACACACGGCGGGGACGUUUGGUAGCUGUUGCUUUAUGAAUCCUGAAACGUCUCUCAAGAAGUAUUUUUUUUCUUUUGUCUAGAGUUCCUUUUUUUCCGAAACCAUACACUGGGUAUUGAAGCUUUGUGCAUUAAGAAUCAGAGAACUGCAGAGGCAGGGUCCAGAACGCACGCAUGAGUCCCGCGGCUGAAGAUAUGCAUCGUGAAGUGACUAAUGGGAAUGGAGGUUUUUACUUGACUCGUUUUACAUAUCCGUGAUAUGCUGUGAUUUUACGUGUAAUGUCGUGCACUUGUGAUUGGGCAUCAGGUUUUGAUAAUGUCAUUGUUCUUGUUAAAGAUUUCAAAUAUAAUUAAAAGAGUAAUAAUGAAUAAUAAAAAUAUAAACGUCAA
Molecule: messenger RNA, 7212 nt
Organism: Lethenteron reissneri (Far Eastern brook lamprey)
Lineage: Eukaryota; Metazoa; Chordata; Hyperoartia; Petromyzontiformes; Petromyzontidae
Product: kinesin light chain 1-like
Biological process (GO): microtubule-based movement
Cellular component (GO): kinesin complex; cytoplasm
Molecular function (GO): kinesin binding
Source: RefSeq, a predicted model, not a curated record